AAUUAUAUAGAUUAAGAUUCUUCUAGGUUGGGAAGAGACAAAUGGAGAGGCAGAAUUUGUUUAGGUAUAGAAAACUACGAGUUGCAUAAUUGGCUGAGUAGGAAAGCACAGCAGACAAGAACAGUCGAAGUAAACCAUCAUGACACUGUCAGGUAAUUUCAUUAUAAAAAAGGAAACACAUUUUUACAGAUGAAAUGAAUUGUCAAAAGUCACAACUUAUUUCUCCCAACAUUUUUAGGUUCAAUAAUGAUGAACACAUUCACAGUUAUCCCCCUGAUGACUGUUAAAGGUGAUAAGACAGCCUUAGAGUCAUAAAAUCUUAAAGCCACCAAUUGCUAAAGUUGGAAGAAUAUAUAUAUAUUUUUAGAACCAAUUGCUACAGUUGAAGGUGUGGAGUAGAAAAUGUACUGUCUGCUGCAGGUGUUAUUACAGAUAAUAAGACACAAUUCAGCAGAUCCUCUUGCUGUGUAAUGGUGUAACUAAUGAUUUGUGAACUGUUUCAGGCAUUUGUAGGAAAUCUGCUGUGUUUGAUUUCAGUGCCAGCAGCAGUUGAAUUACAUCUCCCUCCACUGUAUUGCUGUUGUUCCAAAGGCACAGUUUCCAAAUCCACCUCCUUCUUCUGAGGUAAAACUUUUUGAUAACAUAGCAAAAGUCAGCAGUAAUGUAGAGUAAAAUGACAGUCAUUGCUUCACAGACCAAUUCAGCCAAUUUAGAAAUUGGCUGAAAUUGAACACCCUCAUGGUGUUCAGUCAGUCACUCAUAUACCCCAGGCUUGGAUCAGAAAUGCUGCACAAAAACAUCCCCACUGCCACUCUCCCACUCCCCAGAAGCAGCAAAUCCACUUGUUUUGGUUAUUCUUUCUCGAGACUCUCUCUUUACUUUUUUUGUGGGACUCUAGGGAUGGAUGAAAUGCUCUUUGUUUUCCUCACUUUAUUUUUUAGGCAAGGUGUCACUGUGUUGUUUCAAUUCAUUCUCCCAGCCUUGCACCAGCUGCUGGGAGGCUCUUGGGUUUUGCCCUUCAUAGCCUGCAGAGUGUGGGUCACCGUGACCUGUGCUUGUCCCUCCCAGCUGUUUGUGUUAAGGAAGGUGACAGUGGCUACCUGGUGAAAUACCCUGCAUCAAGUGGCACCUGCUGAAAUGAGAGUUCCACAACAGCAGAGAUUUAUUGUGGAGGAAGGAUGUUACAGCGCAGAAGUCUGAUAGGAGCCUUCCUGUUCCUUCACCAGUAAGGUUUACAGCAAUAAAGUGUUUCUUAAUAAAAUCAAUGUACAGAAACAUCGUAACUCUCUCCUCUGGGCUCAGGUGCGUUACCACAUCAUCUCAGCUUGAUGCCAAUUGAUUCAAGAGCAUCAAGCUAAAUGCCACUUGAAUUUCCACAGAUGACCAUAAAUAUGCUCUUGGCCCACGGCAAAUGUAAGGUAAUAGGAGUGAGUUUAAUCCUUUCUAAAAUAUUUGCUUUAUCUCAUCGCUGUGUGCACACAGCUGUUGUGACUCAUGUGAAAUUUGACUUGACCAUGCAUUUAACUCAUCCUCAUAAAAUGUCUUUCAUGGUAAAUAGGUUGUCCUAAAAGAGCAAUUAGCUUGAGGUAGGGAGUGCAAGUGUAGCAUUUCUUCAAAGGUGUCCCCUCACAUGGUGAGAGCCAGCCCUGCAUUCUUUCUCCUUUGCAGGGCAGUGCUUCCAAAGUCUAAAUGUGUUUCUGUUCCGCCCAACGAGCAUUUUUUUUCUUUUUUGGAUUUCUUUAACAGCCUUUCUAUUUACUCUUGUGCCAAACAACACUUUUCUUUCUUUUUUUCUUUUUUUCUUUUUUUUUUUUUUUUUUUUUUUUUUUAGUUUCUUUUUCUUCCAAAAAACCAUUGGGGAAUCCAGAAUUGGACCAUGCAAGAGAAAUCAAAAUCCUUUUAGGAUAAAGAUAUUUUAAUGCAAUAUGAAGAUCAAUACUAUUCUGUCCUUACAAGUAUAGUGAAUUGGCAAUUGUUCUUAAUAUGAAUAGCCUAUUUCAGCUUGCUACAUUACAUAAUUAGGUAAUCUACAUUUUUGUACAUCCUUCCCACAGGCAGAAAUGUAUUAAAGGCAUUUCUUCAUAUGCUGGCAACUUUGUUUUAUAAUAUGUCAAAAUAUAUGUCUUGGGUAUUUGUUUGUUUGGUUUUGGUUUGGUUUGGUUUUCUUUAGCAGGGCACUGUUUUUUUCUGGAUUGCAGUUGAUUGUGAGUUAGAAGGUUGGCUGUACUAGACAGUAAUUGUAAAGGCUGUCAUGUUGUGCAGAAAUAAGGGAACUUCCAGUCUUCCAAAGGAUAAUCUGAUGAGCCCAUUGAAUAUGACAACUGGAAAACUUUGCUUCUUUAAUUUGAAAAUGGAAAUCUUUGUGUAUUUCAAUGACAAAAUAUUUUGCCCACGCACUGUUGUAAGUUUCUAGAAUUUGCUCACAAUGGGAUCACGAAUUCCAACAAGCAAGGCUUUCUGCUUGUCUUCUUCCUUUUUCUUUCUUUACUUUUUCCUCUCCUCUAUUUUGUUUUGAAGUACCCCUAAAAUUAGGGGAGACGUGACUGAAAAUAGGAUUCAAAGCAUUUGUGAAAUCAGAACAGAAAUAGAAGAUGGCAGGGAUCAUCACUGCCUUGGAUACUUCCUCGGGCCUGGAGAACAUCAUGCUAAAGCUGCCCUGUUUUAGGCAGGAUUUGUUUUAUAUAGGUUAGUUGCUGCAAUGGCUUACACAAGACUUCCAGAAGCAGUCAGGCACAGUGUAGGUGAGCUUUUAAUGCUGCCCUUCCCUUUUUAUAGCUCUGUCUUGCGAGACAGAGUAUUGUGAUUUCCAUUUAAUCACCUCUGAAAUAAUUGUCCAAUUGCACAAUAAUACAUUGCCAAUCUUUCAUAAGUUUCACGUUUCAAAAUAGACAAGGGAGUGGUGUUGAGCACAUCUGCAGCCGAGGACAUGAGAGGAGAGAAAAUGGAGAUGCUUGUAGUGGUCAGUAGCAACUGCAGUGUUAGAGGUCCUCUUCUUCAGCUGACACAGUGUGAGGUCUAAAUGUCCCUCCUAAUUAGAGAAAAAGAUUUGCCCCAAGGUCAAAGCUUUGAUGAGAUUAAAUGUAUUAAUCACAAGUUUCUGUUCUGGUUUUUUUUUCAGAAGAAUGGAGUAUCAAACGGAACUCUCUACAAAAAAACAUUUAUUGAGCACUUUGAGCAAGCACCAAUGUAUGUUGCAGUUUUUACUUUCGUGGGGUUUGCAGUGGGAACAAUAUUUGGCUACCUGCGAGAUUUUAUGAGAGCCUGGGGACUAGAAAAACGUAACAUUGCUGCGGAGAGAGAACAACAAAAAGAUUUUGUGCCACUUUAUCAAGAUUUUGAGAACUUUUACACCCGAAACCUCUAUUUGAGAAUACGGGAUAACUGGAAUCGUCCCAUUUGCAGCGUCCCUGGGCCGCAGUUUGACCUCAUGGAGCGUGUUACAGACGAUUACAACUGGACAUUCAGGUUUACAGGAAGGACUAUCAAGAAUGUAAUCAAUAUGGGUUCUUAUAACUACCUCGGCUUUGCAGAAACAGAUGUUAAUGCCUUGAAAACUGUGACCAUAGAGUUAGAAAAAUACGGGACAGGAGUCUGCAGUACCAGGCAAGAAAUGGGCACCCUGGACAAACACAUAGAGCUAGAGAAACUUGUGGCCACGUUCCUUGGCGUGGAAGAUGCUAUGGUGUUCGGCAUGGGCUUCGCAACUAACUCCAUGAAUAUUCCAGCCCUUGUUGGAAAGGGCUGCCUCAUUCUAAGUGAUGAGUUGAACCACACUUCUCUCGUUCUUGGUGCCAGGCUCUCGGGGGCCACUAUUAGAAUCUUCAAGCAUAAUAAUAUGCAGAGCCUCGAGAAGUUGCUGAGAGAUGCAAUAAUAUAUGGACAGCCUCGCACCCACAGAGCAUGGAGAAAAAUCAUCAUCCUCGUGGAGGGCAUUUACAGCAUGGAGGGGUCCAUCGUGCGCCUGCCAGAGAUAGUCUCCUUGAAGAACAAAUACAAAGCCUACCUCUACUUGGACGAGGCUCACAGCAUCGGCGCGGUGGGAGCGACGGGCCGAGGAGUCGUGGAAUACUUCGGGAUGAGCCCCGGUGACGUUGACGUGCUGAUGGGAACGUUCACAAAGAGCUUCGGCGCAGCCGGGGGAUACAUAGCUGGCAAAAAGGACCUUGUGGACUUUUUACGAACUCAUUCUCACAGUGCUGUGUACGCCACAUCUAUGUGUCCCCCCGUAGCAGAGCAAAUCAUCAGGGCAAUGAAAUGUCUCAUGGGACUGGACGGGACAACACAAGGGCUCCAAAGAGUGCGUCAGCUGGAGAAAAACACAAGGUAUUUCAGACGAAGACUGCAUGAAAUGGGCUUCAUCAUUUAUGGCAAUGAUGAUUCUCCUGUCGUUCCCUUGCUCCUUUAUAUGCCUGGCAAGAUAGGGGCUUUUGCAAGGCGCAUGUUAGAAAAAAACAUCGGGGUGGUCGUGGUUGGGUUUCCAGCUACUCCCAUCACAGAAUCCAGGGCUCGGUUUUGUGUGUCAGCUGCACAUACACGGGAGAUGUUAGACACGGUUUUGAAUGCUCUGGAUGAAUUGGGUGAUUUUCUACAUCUGAAAUAUUCCCGGUAUUCCAAGUCAUCUCAUCCUGAACUGUAUGAAGAAUCUAGGCUUGAACUUGAAGAUUAAGUUUUCCACCCAUGAAGAGAACAUUAUGAUGCUAUGAAAGGGCGGAAAACCUGAAAACCCAACAGUACAAAUGCAUUUCUUCCCUUCUAAGGACAAUUUUUAUUUCUCAGUUAAUUGAAAGGAGGGGAAGCUCGGGUGUUGCAUCAUGUUGUAUCAGAUUUCUGUGUUCAAGAGACUGAAAUAUUGAUACAGAUUUGCCUCCCCAGGAGAUCUGUCCUUCUUAAGGUAUUUUUGAUGCAGAACGAAUGCAUCCACUGAUCCAGUUGCUAAGGUACAGCUUUUGAUAUGGCCCUUUUUUAUGAAGAGGCUUCAGAUAGUCUUGAUUGUGACUGCAAUAAUAAAGUUUUAAAAGUUAAUAGGUUCUAGUGUAAUGAGCUGAGCUUCAUCAGUGAGACUGACUUUGAUCUGUUAAAGAGCAUAAAUCGAGACACCGGUGUGGACUGCCACAAAGGAAUGAGCAGAAAGUGACCUCUUUAACUAAGUUACACUAUCAUGCAUUUCUCCAAGGACAGAAAGUGUUAGAAAAAGGCUAAUGCUGAGAACAAGAAAUGUAGUCUGAUGAGAUCAGGUAUUUCUGACAGCAGGUUAUGGGAAAGGAAAAAUUCCUCCUCUCCACAGACCUUUUCUCAGUCACCGAAAUGCACUCUGAAUUUUGAAUUGUACAAAAAUUUGGGCUUAGACAUAAGCAGAAAUGUUUUUCUGCCAACUCAUUUGACCUACAGCCUAUCCCAUCUUACUUCAGCAGGCUUGCUCCCUUUUUGUGGGGCAGUAGUAAAUAAUUUUAAUAAACAUUUAACUUUCCCGUAAAAACCUUGAUCAAAACAGUCAGAUACUUGCAGUUCACAAACUGCAGAUGACAUUUAUAGGCCUGUUCCUAAGUUUCUUGAACUACUUAUGGGCCUCAUAAAUUCACUAACAAGUAUACAAUGCUGAAGCUGUUACUUAUGCAGAAUGUGAAGUUCAAGAUACCAUAAGCAGUUCUGCCACCUGUUAAAUAGUAAACGCCACCAUUUCUAUACAUGCUACAGUCAUCCAUGAAAUAACAUUUCUUGAAAUAUUUUUGUCUGGUUUAUGCAUGUCAGGUGUUGUUCUGUCCAGGGUUUUUGUUUGAAUCGUUUGUUUUUCAAAUAAUUAUUUGAAAUUACUAAAGUAUCUGAAAGUAUAUGAAAGUAUUAAAGUACCUCCUGAAGAGGAAGAUGCCCUUGUCCCCUUGUCCACUGCCCAAGUGACAAAUAUUCAAAGCUACCUGAAGGAAUUUUUCCAGCCAGCAGUUUCCCUGCAAUGCCAGCAGCCACAAGCAUCAGGAUUGUGUGGGCUGAGUUGCUGGAAGGAGAUUGGAGCCUUUUUUCCUUUUUUUUUUUCUCCCAGUGUUGAAAAGCAGUUCUGCAGCUUUAAGAAUGAACUCCAAACAAUUCCACGCUAUCAAAUGUCAUUGUAAACACAUCAGAGGAGAGAUGUUUAGCUUUCUGUUGCACAGAUGUACCACACUUUCAUGUUCUCUUGAAAGCUGUGGUGUAAACUUAACCCACAGCUGCAAUAUUAGAUUUAAGAACAGAACAAUUAAAUUGUGGAGUACCAAUUACACUAUAUUACUCCCUGCUUGUUAAAGCAGCUUUCAGGAUAUAACAAGGCUGACUGAUUAUGAGGGCCUAUUUUUUGUUGGAUUUUUGUUGUCGUUGUUGUUGUGCAAGUUAAUAAAAAUCCAGUGGUGCUAUAACUUUAAGAAUUGAUUACAGCACAUUCCGUAAUAUCAAAUGUCGGCUUUAGGAAAUGUUCAUCAAGGGCUGGGGGAGGACUAAGUGGUGUGUCAUGUGAUUUGUCACUCUGGUAGACGCACUUGAGGAGCACUGCAGAGGUUCAGGGGGUCUGUGCUUGUGGAUAAGAGCAAACUCACUGUGUAAAUAUUUAAAUACUUGAGCACAGGACGAGGAGAAAUUAGUAAACGUGAACUUCAUCUUGGAGAAAGCUGGCAGUUUGUGGUGCACAGCUUUGUUACGUGCAGGGCGAGUGCACUUACUGUGAAAGGAUGUGGGCUGAGAAGCUUCUGCAACCUGUUCCUUGAGGAGAAGUACUGGAUUUGAUAUAUUGCUUUUUGAUCUCUAUUGCUGAACAUCUGCGGCCAGAUCCUCGGUUGACUUCUGACCUUCCAUCUCGGGGUAUACAGCCCUAGUUUAUA
Messenger RNA from Prinia subflava (tawny-flanked prinia), 6842 nucleotides. It is a transcript of the gene SPTLC3, whose product is annotated as serine palmitoyltransferase long chain base subunit 3. Lineage: Eukaryota; Metazoa; Chordata; Aves; Passeriformes; Cisticolidae. Gene Ontology annotation, biological process: sphingosine biosynthetic process; ceramide biosynthetic process. Gene Ontology annotation, cellular component: serine palmitoyltransferase complex. The record is from RefSeq and is a predicted model, not a curated record. The transcript has 11 exons. The coding region runs from base 3020 to 4666 and encodes 548 amino acids. Gene Ontology annotation, molecular function: serine C-palmitoyltransferase activity; pyridoxal phosphate binding.